GUUCAGUUGUAUUGCCCCGCAAGCUUCACAAAUGAUGCUUUCUUGACGUGACUUGCAGAAGUUCGUGCUUCAGGCCUAUGUUGGGCUCGAAACGUGGUUUGGCCGUCGGCAGCAGCCGCACCGGAACUCGUGUGCCGGCCGUUGAAAGAUCACGUAGCCGAAGCAAAGGCAAAGAAAAGCGUCGAGACAAGAAGAGCAAGGAGGAGAAGAAAGAGAAGGAGUUUGCUUGGAUGGACUCGGAGGAGGAAGAUGAGGCAUCUGCAUCAGCCUCCUCCAGUGAGGAGAAGCCUGUCCCACUGGAAGAGGUCCAGUCUUUGGGUCAGAUGGCCAAAUUGGCGCCAGGACUCCAGAAACGCCUGAAGCGCGGCGACCUGCGCUCCAAAGAGUUGUGCGAGGUGGUCGCUGCAUUGGGGAGAUCCAAGUUCUUCGAUGGAGGCCUCUUCGAGGUCCUGGCCAAUGAGCUCCGCCGCGCGUUCAACCGACGAUCACUUGGCCCCAGCGAGGUGAUCACAACGAUUGCACAGCUUGGGGAUCUCAAUGCCUACAACCAGAGAGUGUUUGAGGCGGCCUGUGAUGCCCUGGAGCGUGAGCUGAACCGCGUACCCGAGGCUUUGCGACAGAAGCUGGAGAGCACUCUCAAGCAGGUGAAGCACACGCCGUCCGAGGGCUUUCUUCGAGCCUUGAGCCAGAGGAGCGGCGGCGGUGACCGGCGACAAGCGUGUCCCAUGUUUUGGCGUGGCCAGUGCAAGUGGGGACCCAAAUGCAAGCUGUCGCACGAUGACAACUCCUUUGAAAAUACCAUGGACAGCGGUUCCUGGAAGCCGCCCAGCAUGAGUGGCGGAAAGAGCGUGGGCUUUAAACAGUCCGCGGACCUCUUCAAGGCUGACAGGUGUGGUGCACUGUGGUGAGAAGCAACGAAAAGAAGGGCUCAGAGCAAAGAAGUGCUUGCAGAGCAGCUGACAUGCGAGGCAAAAAGACAAAAACAUACAAAAACGAAAGCAAC
This is a messenger RNA of Durusdinium trenchii, 1003 nucleotides long. The record is from the annotation of a GenBank genome assembly. Lineage: Eukaryota; Dinophyceae; Suessiales; Symbiodiniaceae.